This is a messenger RNA of Mus pahari (shrew mouse), 6639 nucleotides long. It is a transcript of the gene Katnal1, whose product is annotated as katanin catalytic subunit A1 like 1. The coding region runs from base 591 to 2057 and encodes 488 amino acids. Gene Ontology annotation, biological process: microtubule severing. Gene Ontology annotation, cellular component: microtubule; microtubule cytoskeleton. Gene Ontology annotation, molecular function: microtubule severing ATPase activity; ATP binding; microtubule binding. NCBI's taxonomy places the organism in Eukaryota, Metazoa, Chordata, Mammalia, Rodentia, Muridae. The record is from RefSeq and is a predicted model, not a curated record. The transcript has 12 exons.
AGGGUAUCAUGGGUCUUGUAGUUCAGUGGCUCAUCAGGCUCGCCGCCUUGGCUGGGUGAUUUGGGCCGAGAACUACAAAGCCCAGGGGUCCGGAGCGCGGCGACAGACUGAUAAAUUGGGAGCUACUCGGCUGGUGUUAAAGUGGCUCUUUGUCUGCAGGGGGCUCCGGGGUGGUCGCUGGAUUGGGCGCUGUGCGUCGGGCGGGGGUAGCGCAGGUGAGCCUCAGUGCUGCGCUCCAGCCCCGCAGCCUCUGCACUGGCGGCCCCGCCCCAUCGCCACCGCCCGGGGCCUGGGCCUCCUAGGGUGCUGCCUCUCGGUGCAGAACCGUAUGUAUGGCGCAAGGUCGAUGCGAGAGACCCGACAAAGCCGUCAUUAAAAGGCCUUUGCCUUUCCCCGUGAAUCUCUAGGUUUGAGUUAUUGGGCUGCUUCAGAUUGUCCACAGAGGUUGACUACGAUUUGCCUCAUGCUGUACAAGGGAUGUGAUUUUUGCCAACAGGCAGAUAAUUUCCGAGACUGUGUGAUGUUUGGAAUUCUGGGAACUUCUCAGAGAGUAUAUAAAUGCUAAGACUCCAAGAGGUGUCUGAAAGAAGAUGAAUUUGGCGGAGAUUUGUGAGAAUGCAAAGAAAGGCCGGGAAUAUGCGCUUCUGGGGAAUUAUGACUCAUCAAUGGUGUAUUACCAGGGAGUGAUACAGCAGAUCCAGAGACACUGCCAGUCACUGAGAGACCCAGCCACCAAAGCCAAGUGGCAGCAGGUACGGCAGGAACUCUUGGAAGAAUAUGAACAGGUUAAGAGUAUCGUCAGCACUUUAGAAAGCUUUAAGAUGGACAAGCCCCCUGACUUCCCCGUGUCUUGUCGAGAUGAACCAUUUAGAGACCCUGCAGUAUGGCCACCCCCUGUCCCUGCGGAACACAGAGCACCACCUCAAAUCAGGCGUCCCAAUCGGGAAGUGAGGCCUCUGCGGAAAGACAUGGGGGCAGGAGCCCGAGGACUCGUGGGCCGAGCACACCAGAUAUCGAAGAGUGACAAACCUGCAAGUCGGGACAAGGACUGUAGAGCAAGAGGGAGAGAUGACAAGGCAAGGAAAAAUAUGCAAGAUGGCGCAAGUGACGGCGAGAUUCCCAAGUUUGAUGGCGCUGGGUACGAUAAGGAUCUGGUGGAAGCCCUAGAGAGGGACAUUGUGUCCAGGAACCCUAGCAUUCACUGGGAUGACAUAGCAGACCUGGAGGAGGCUAAGAAGUUGCUCCGGGAAGCUGUCGUCCUGCCCAUGUGGAUGCCUGACUUUUUCAAAGGGAUUAGAAGGCCAUGGAAGGGUGUGCUGAUGGUUGGCCCCCCAGGCACUGGUAAGACUAUGCUGGCUAAAGCGGUUGCCACCGAAUGUGGGACAACCUUUUUUAACGUCUCCUCUUCUACCCUGACAUCUAAGUACAGAGGCGAAUCUGAGAAGUUGGUCCGACUGUUGUUUGAAAUGGCUAGGUUCUAUGCCCCCACCACGAUCUUCAUCGACGAAAUAGACUCUAUCUGCAGUCGAAGAGGGACAUCUGACGAGCACGAGGCAAGCCGCAGAGUCAAGUCAGAGCUCCUCAUCCAGAUGGAUGGAGUUGGAGGAGCCUUAGAAAAUGAUGACCCAUCCAAAAUGGUGAUGGUCCUGGCUGCUACGAACUUCCCGUGGGACAUCGACGAGGCUCUGCGCAGGAGACUAGAGAAAAGGAUCUACAUUCCUCUCCCGACAGCAAAAGGAAGAGCGGAGCUCCUGAAGAUCAGCCUCCGGGAGGUGGAGCUGGACCCCGACGUCCACCUGGAGGACAUUGCCGACAAGACCGAUGGCUACUCGGGAGCCGACAUCACUAACAUCUGCAGGGACGCUUCUUUGAUGGCGAUGAGGCGGCGCAUCAAUGGCUUGAGUCCGGAAGAGAUCCGGGCCCUGUCCAAGGAGGAGCUGCAGAUGCCUGUCACCAGAGGGGACUUGGAGUUGGCACUUAAGAAAAUCGCCAAGUCUGUCUCAGCGGCAGACCUGGAGAAAUAUGAAAAGUGGAUGGUUGAGUUUGGGUCUGCGUGAUUGGUCAGCUGUUCCAUCUCUGGGAAUUUUCUUUAUGAAAUGUGAAGAAAUUCCUGAAAUUAAAAAAAAAAAUCUGGAAUUUUUAAUCAGAGAAAUCUUCACUUAAAGGCCAAAACAAAACAGAAAUGCCUAAAGGUACAGAGAAAUGUAGUUGAGAAACAAGAGAUGCUCACACAGUCUGCUGGCUUCAGUAUCAAACUUCAUACUUGUGGUACAGAAUAAGUGAGCCUGUGGCCUGGGCUGAAGGGGCAGCUCUGUGCGGGGAGGGCCUUGUUUACAAAGCAUUGGCAGAGUUUUCUUGCCCACACAUGCACUGACUGUUAGUUUGGAAUUGUCACUUUGAGUGGAAUGAUCACGAGUUCUUCAGGAAUGAUCUUUAAAUCUGUAGAAUCUAAUACUUCCUCUUAGAGUUGAAGAUGUAGUUAGUAUACUCGCCCUCCUAGUGUACCAGUUCCUCUGUUAGCUGCUGCCUUACAUCCAUGGGGAAGAGUCUGACCGAUGGCUCCGCUGACAUCUGCCAAGUAUUUCCCCUGGCCUGCAGCCUCUGUGCCCAUGCCUCUCGUGCUUCCUUUGGAACGAUGGGAAGAGCCCUUCUUUGUUAGCAGCAGCCUUCAGCCUUUGAAGUCUUCACUCUUCACUCAGUAAGCUCAAGUCAAUAUGGCUAUUGUUUUUUCUCACCUCCAACACUGUGUGCUUUUGACUGUGUGGAAUUUGAAGCCUUUAGGUCGGUAAUCUGAGUUCUAAAGAAGACUAAGUCUCCUAUGGUAAUGCAAAAGAGCCUUUCCCCCUCUUGUUCAUGUGAGCAUUCUGCCAGCAGGUACAUCUGUGUACCACACGCAUGCAGUGCCUGAGGAGGCCAGAGGAGGGCGCUGGAUCCCCUGGAUUCGGGAAUUACAGGGUGUGUGAGACACCGUGUGGAUGCUGGGAACCAAACCUAGGUCCUCUAUGAGGGCAGCCAGUGCUCUUAAUGGCUGAGCCAUCCCUCCAACCCCACAAACAGAACCUGUGAACUUAUGCGUGCAGUGGGACUAAAGCAGACAUCUGCCGUGUUCAUUAGAUGAGGAGUUAGCCAGGAAGGAGGUUCUCAGACAGGGGGCCACAUGAGUGUGGUCACAUGCACUGUGUGGUCACACAUACUGUGCCCUGAUGUUCGUUCUCUGUAAUUUAUUACAACUGCCCCUUCUGGAUCAUCAGGCAACCUAUGCUUUCAAAAGCUUGUCUACUGAUAUCCUGAUUCUCGAGCCUGUUUUAAGCUAUAUAGUAUAUACACCUUAGAGGCACUUUUAAAAACUCCUAGUAUGUUGCUUAAGAUAUUUGACCCCCCCCCCCUUUUUUUUUAUUAAAACCUAUAAAUGCAUCAUGCUCUUUUCAGGAGACAUAAACCCGACUCUUUAAACUCCCGGACUCAUCUGAUCACUGUAACCUGCCCCCUUUCUUCUGAGAGGGAGUGAAGGGCUCCAGCAGGCUGACCAUUGCACUCACAGGCCGGAGCGUGGCAGACAGGGCACUGACAGGUUUUGCCCUUUACCCCUCCCCCACUGAGCUGUUAGCUCGCUCCUGAAGCUCCCUGCCAAGGUCUGUUCCCUUAUAUGGCUGGCCACUGACUCAUUCCUGAGACCGAACACCAAGGUCCAGCUAUCAGAAUUCAUUAUUUUGACUAACCCAACUAACAUACCAACCAGAUCUUACCAGCACAUUCUAGCUCAUUCUAAGACAGAACCCCCUCCUUUCGUCUUACAAUUAGCACCCGAAAAGCUAGCUUACUGUUGUUUCUGUGUAAUUCAGAUUCAGCCACCAUGUCUCUCUGCCUUGCUUAAUAAAGGAUCUCUUUGCAUUUGGCUUGUGCUUGGACAUAGGUGUUUGGAUGUGGUCUGUGCCUAACCCGGGCUCCAGAGGGGAACAUCCCACAGUACACAGGUCCCUUCACACAGAUUAUAAAAUUUCAAAUCAAAAAGCAUUUAUAAUGGGACUAAUUUUAAAAAAUUAGACUGAGAGACUUUUCCUUCCACGAACAAACUUGCUUUUAUUUAUUUACUUUGAGGAAGAAUCUUAUUCUGUUGCCAAUGCUGGUCUCCAACUCCUGGGCCCAGCUGUUUCAGCCUCCCAGUAGCUGGGACUCAUUAUCGAUAAAUGCUUAAAAUAAACAACUAAUGUGGAAGGCUGAAUCAGGAGGAUCCGUAGGAAACAGAAACAGCCCAAAUGUCCUCCAACUGCUGAAAGGAUGAUGAAAAUAUCACACACACACACACACACACACACACACACACACACACACACACAUACACACACAGUCUGAAGUCAGCUUGUGUAGAAUAGCAAGGCCCUAUCUCAAAAAUCAAACCGAAAGAAACAACCCCACUCAUUCCUCUUGUUGUAUUUCAAAGAGAAAGAAACAAGGAAGGAAGGAAGGAAGGAAGGAAGGAAGGAAGGAAGGAAGGAAGGAAGGAAGACCCGACCUUCUCCAUAACCUGCUGUGGGAGACCUUUCCUGGCUUUGGCAUUGCUUACCUUUGCAUAAACUUAUUUUUUUCUGAAGUCCUUAUGCACCCGCAGUGCAGACCUGCGUCUACGCCAGGGUAGGUGGUGGUCUGUAGUUAGUAAGUCACAUGUAGACGGCACAGAUCUGCAAGAGGCCGGCCACUCAGAUGUGUCUCUCCUGUAAGACAUGCUGUCCGCACAUUGUCACUGCCAUGGCGGCAGGGGGCAUGUUACCCUGCACACAGUAGGGAUUGUUUUCUUCGCUGCUCUGGAUUGUAAAGCAGAUGUGGUACCUCAGUAGAAGAAGCUGGUCCUACUUCCUUGGGAAACAGGAGCUCCGGGGCAGCAGCGCAGGGACUGGUGUGUGCACAGUUGUUUGAUAGUCCCGUCGUGGGCACACUGUGCUGGUCACCCUCUCUGUGUAGAUGGUGGCUGGAGGUUGUGUGGCUUGCCAAGCAGUGCUGGCUGGACAUUUUCUCCAGUAACUGUCACUCCUGGCUUCUGCUACUACAGCAGGAGUUUAGCUUAUAACUGGAGAGACAGCGAACUGUGUGAUCGGAGAAGAGAAUAUAUAGAAAGGUUUUCCCCUCUGCUUUUCCUUUGAAACCUUUGAUUGGUUUUAAAACGAGAAGUUUUAAGCAAUUAAACAGUUUGUUUAAACAGACAAUUAAAAAUAAAGCCAUUAAAGAUCUAUUUCAAUGUGCCCACAUUAUCAUUUUUGUGCCAUAAUUACACAUGUAAUUAUGAAAACCAUACACGUAGGUAACGUGGUUACUGUGAAAGCUUCCAUAGUUUCCUUUUUAAAGAAAGUAAGAUAAUAUUGGUGAGAUGUCCCAGACAAAUGGCUCUUUAAGGGGAAGCUGUGACCUCCUAAGUUACUCAGCUUAGCAACAGGUGACAUCAGGUCGGCAGAAUGACCCCUGGCAACACAUGGUCAUCAGAAAUGCCAGACACUGGGAGCACCCUGCUGGGGCCUUCACAGGAGAGCCUGGGUCACAGUUCAGUCACACAGCUGUCUAACUUUCAGGGAGUUCACUGAGUGGGAUGGAGUAGGCAGACCAGCACCCAAAAGCAGUCAAGCAGGCACACGGAACCCUAAAAACGAGCAGUCGCCCAGGAGUAUGUGUGAGCCCAGUUUACAGUAUUAAUUGUCGCUGAUUAUCCCUGUGUGUGUUGUGACUCUGUGGGGGGUUAUUGGUCUCCUUAGCUCUUGGGUAUCUGAGUUCAUGAGACUUCCUUCCUUGGAUACACUACAGGAUCCCACAGGAGUCUACCCAGGUAACCUCCUUGGUGCCCCACUGGGGAGGCAGGCAAAGAAACGGUCAUUUGUGUAGUGGGUGUGGCUCUGACCUCAGUGUGGUCUUCUUUGGUCUCUUUCCCCCCCACACACACACACCAGGCCCCCAAUAGUCGUACACUUCCCCUGUUCUCUUAUUAAACAUAGAUUACAUCUAGGGUAUGCCUCAUGCUUUGGGAUAAAAUGUUAGGUGGGACUCGACCUUUUCUAAGAAAAGAUCUAACUGUGGCGAAUGAGGGAAGAAUCUAGACUAUUCCAACUUUCUAGUUUGUUUUGUUGCUUAAUGUUUGAAUGUACAAAUGUUUUAGAUUUGUGACACAUAUAAUAUUUAUGUGAAUCUAAGAGUCCAUCACAAUAGAAGAAAAUAGGACCAAGUUGAAGGAUGUGUUGUGGGCAAACUAACCCUCACCGGGACCGCACUGAUAUUAAAGUUGAAGGAUGGGGGUGGGGGAGGGGAGACUAACCCUCAUGGGGACCACUCAUCCACACUUAUCAUUUCUGCAGUUUAUUUACCUCAUAAUUACUACAUGUUUACUUAUUUAUGCUUUUAAUUUAGGCUUUCCUUAUUUAUUUAAUUUUUGGGUCACUUGCUUUUGAUAUUGUUUCUUAAUGUGGAAACUGAGUAUUUAAAAUAUUAGAUCUGUAUGGUGAUAUGUUUUUACACAUUUACUUAGUAGUAAUUUGAAUUUUUACAAGUUUUUUUUUCCCCUCUGAAAACUGUAGUUUUGAUGAUAAUUCUCAUUUCAGGUGCCUUGUUAAUAAAAACUUAUUAAGAGGAUGCUGUGAGAUCUUUUCUGCUCUGCUUUUC